Seriola dumerili (greater amberjack) is the source of this 1417-nucleotide messenger RNA. Its product is annotated as cytosolic sulfotransferase 2-like. Gene Ontology annotation, molecular function: sulfotransferase activity. The record is from RefSeq and is a predicted model, not a curated record. NCBI's taxonomy places the organism in Eukaryota, Metazoa, Chordata, Actinopteri, Carangiformes, Carangidae. Gene Ontology annotation, cellular component: cytoplasm. The transcript has 8 exons. Gene Ontology annotation, biological process: sulfation. The coding region runs from base 234 to 1115 and encodes 293 amino acids.
UCUCAUAUUUGGCCACAACCAGCACCUAUUAGCUCAGGCUUACCUCUGACCUGAUAGCAGUGGUGUUUGACUAGUCACACUUACGUUGAUAUAAGGACAAACCAUGUCCACGCCUGCAUUCAUUUCAGGAAGUUGUGCAGUUAUGUCACAAGGAGUACUACACAAGAAAUAGACGUCUUUCGAGUGCAUGAUCCAGACAUAAUCACUGUUUUGAAAAAUAUCUACUGAGCAGGAUGGAGUUGCCUCCUCGAGCGACACUGUUUGACUUCCAUGGAGUCUCCAUGACCAGAUACUUCACCGACAACUGGGACAACGUCCAAAACUUCAAAGCGAGACCAGAUGAUAUUCUUAUAGCUACUUAUCCUAAAGCAGGGACCACGUGGGUCUCGUACAUCCUGGACCUUUUGUAUUUUGGGCAGGCGUGUCCGGAGCGUCAGACAUCCAUCCCUAUUCAUAUGAGAGUGCCCUUCCUGGAGAUCUGCUUACCGUCUCUACCUGCAGGCAAAGAGCUUGCAGACCAGCUUCCCACCACUCCUCGCCUUAUUAAGACCCAUCUGCCAGUCCAGUUUGUGCCUAAGUCCUUCUGGGAGCAGAACUGCAGGAUAGUCUAUGUUGCCCGUAAUGCAAAGGACAACGCAGUGUCCUAUUUCCACUUUGACCGCAUGAACAAUUGCCAGCCAGAACCAGGAGACUGGAGCACCUUUCUGCAGAAUUUCAUGGAGGGAAAGAUGGUGUUUGGAUCCUGGUAUGACCAUGUGAACGGCUGGUGGGAGAAGAAACAGACACAUUCAAAAAUUCACUACAUGUUCUAUGAAGAUCUCAUUGAGGACUCCGGACGAGAGAUAGACCGACUCUGUUCCUUCCUUUGUUUGUCUCCUUCAGCCGAGGAGAAGGAAAGAGUCAUAACUGGAGUGAUGUUUGACAACAUGAAACAAAAUAAAAUGGCCAACUAUUCCACCGUCCACAUCAUGGAUCACAAGGUGUCUCCUUUCAUGAGAAAAGGGAAGGUUGGUGACUGGAAGAACCAUUUCACUGUGACCCAGAAUGAGCAGUUUGAUGAAGACUACUGGCAGAAAAUGAAGAAUCCCACACUGAAGUUUCGUACUGAGGUGUAGAGGUCCGGCCGGUCAGGUAUAAGUGACAAAGAUGAUGUCUGAUCAGUGCAUUUCUCCUCAUAGUGAAGUGGACUGAUGUUAUAAACUGAUCAAAAAUGAUCAAAGCUGGAUAAAUGUCAGACUUGUAUAUGUUUGAGCCAUGUUGAAUCUCCUUUGUCUCUGUUUGGGAAUCUGGAUUAUGUCACUGGUUUGUGGAAAUUCAUUAGAUGUAAGUGUAUUGGCUUUAUUUAUAUUUAUGUCGUAAAAUGGCAGUGUAUGUUUAAGACCUGAAAAACAAUCUUUUUUUUUUUUUUUUUUAAUUA